Prorocentrum cordatum is the source of this 423-nucleotide messenger RNA. The record is from the annotation of a GenBank genome assembly. Lineage: Eukaryota; Dinophyceae; Prorocentrales; Prorocentraceae.
GGAGCCAGCAGGGCGGGCCCCGCACGCCCGGGCCCGCGCUGCGAGCCUGCGGCGCGCGGCUCUGCAGGGGCUGCCUGCCUGGCCGCUGCCUGCGGGCGUCGCAGGGCGCGCUGGGCGCCCUCCACAGGCUGGGCGAGGGCAGGGUCGCGACAUGGCUGCUGGACCUCAUCUUGGAUGCCAACAUGGGGCUCAGGGACAAGGAAACCGCACGCUAUGCGCUGCUGCUGAUGGCGGCUGCGGCGGUCUCCGCCGCCAACGCCUCCCUGCUCUGGUCCACGCCCGGCGGCCCCGGGCGGCCGGAGGCCGCCUACCUGCUCGCCACGCUGGCGCUUGCCCUCGGGUGCUGCACGACCAGCCUUAGGUCGGGCCUGCCCCCUCUGCAGGAGGAGGAUUCCAACAGAGCCCAACGAAAAUAGAAUGGGG